GGCGGCGACGGCGGCGGCGGCGGCAGCAGCAGCAGCAGCAGCAGCAGCGACGACGGGUCUUCCUCCUCCUCCAGCCCCUUGCCCUCUUUUCCUUUCUCCUUUCCGGCCGGAUCUCGUCCACUUCCCCUAACAGCGGCCCCAAUCCUACGUAAAGGCAUGACUUCCUGGCACCUCAGGGAAAACAGGGUACAAGCCCAGAAACUAUUUCCCCACCACCACUUGUUGAAAAACUGACCUGAAGGCGUCUCCGCGUUUGAUCAAACGGGAAAGUGCCAGGAUUUGAUGCGUCUCUGGCUUUGUGCUGGAGACCAUUCCCUGCUGAGUAUCAAGACGAAAAAAACUGGAAACUAAUCCGAACCGAAUUCAAAGUAAAAAUGGAAAGAUUUGUAGUAACAGCACCACCUGCUCGGAACCGUUCUAAGACUGCUUUGUAUGUGACUCCCCUGGAUCGAGUCACCGAGUUUGGAGGGGAGCUGCAUGAAGAUGGAGGAAAGCUCUUCUGCACUUCUUGCAAUGUGGUUCUGAAUCAUGUUCGCAAGUCUGCCAUUAGUGACCACCUCAAGUCAAAGACUCAUACCAAGAGGAAGGCAGAAUUUGAAGAGCAAAAUGUGAGAAAGAAGCAGAGGCCCCUAACUGCAUCUCUUCAGUGCAACAGUACUGCGCAAACAGAGAAAGUCAGUGUUAUCCAGGACUUUGUGAAAAUGUGCCUGGAAGCCAACAUCCCACUCGAGAAGGCUGAUCACCCAGCGGUCCGUGCUUUCCUGUCUCGCCAUGUGAAGAAUGGAGGCUCCAUACCUAAGUCAGACCAACUGAGGAGAGCGUAUCUGCCUGAUGGAUAUGAAAAUGAAAAUCAGCUCCUCAACUCCCAAGAUUGUUGACAAGGAGGUUCCACCAUUGUGAUCAAGAUAAAUAAUGUGGAGUAUUAAAGUUAUGUGUUGAUUGUGUGGUUCAUUUUUAUAUUUAUUUCAUUUAAAAUCAUGUGAUGCAGAAUAGUUUUGCAAUGUGUAUAUAGUUGCAGGCAAAAAAAAUCUCACUGCAAAACUUCUUAAUUUUAGUCACCGAUGGUAUAAAGCAAAACUUAGGUUUAGAGUGUGCUAGGAUUCCUGAAACCUGAUGGUUAUCUUUAAAAUUGAUGGUUUUUCUCCUGAAAUGUUUGUGCAUGGAAGAGCUGCCCUGCUUUUUUACCCUAUUGCCAUAUAUGAUUAUUCCUUGUGAGAUUACUUAAUUACUUGGAUUGAAGACUAGUGUAGGAAAUUGAAGCUGCUGCCAGGCAACACCACACAGAGUAACGUAAAGGAAUUAUUUCUGAUUAAAGGAUCCUCUUCAAACAGGAAGGGGUGAUGGGAAACUUCUUUAUUUUCAGCUCCCUAGCAGAAAUAAUUUUAUUUCAGCUAUAUUUUAUUUGUACAUGAAGUGGUUACCUUAAGUAGCCUUCAGUUCCCCCACUGCCUUUUUAAAUGCUUAAUGUAUUUAGUAGCAGCUUCAAGUGACCAAAAGACUAAAAUCUUUGUUUUAAUGUCCGUGCCAAAAGCCAUGGGGAAUUUUGCAGUGACAAGAUUUUAGUCUCUCACUAUGAACACAUUUUUGAACCAUAGUUUUCAUUUUGAGCAUCAUCUUGAAUUUGCAGACUUUUCUUUAUAUGUUAGUGUUAAAGACUUUGGCAUUUUAAUUUAAUGAGGUAGAUAAUUUAUGGUCAAGUUUCCUUUUUACAGAGAAUUACUACUUUCUGGAUGAUCAGUCCAAUCAUAUGGAAAUUACUUUCUAAACAUUAAGUUUUCCAUUAAGAUUUUCUAAGAGUUUAUUUAGGUAUGUAGAUUAGACAAGUUUACUUCCACUUUUAUCUGUUUUGCCUCUGGUGGUGCAAGGUUUUUAAGCAUGGCUGGUAAAGAAUUACCUAGAAAUUCUGGUAAGAUUUUGUAGUGGCAAUCUGGCAGUAUCCUUGCAUAGCUAUUUGGGUAAGGACAUAAGUCAGUUCUGUUAAAGGUCAACCAUGUUCAGGAAAUGAUCUCUGUCUGAACCUCAAACUGUAAGAUUAUCAGAGUAGCUUAGCCCAGCUAAAUAUUCAUCAGAAAUCUAAAUUAUAUUUUUUAAAAAUGUAACGGCUAAAAACUUGAACUAGAGCUUUAAUUAAAAGUCUUAAAUUCUUUGAAAACAUUCAAGUUCAAAAUGUUUAUAAAAUAUAUUUCUAUUACAGAGCACUGAGAAAUGAUGCCAUAUGUGACUUGGAGUUAUCUGAGGUCAUUUUACAGCAAAUCUUCAUUAAAAAAAAAAAGCCAAAGUGAAUAAGAAAAAGGUUAGAUUUUGUAUUUUUCAGAAACAACUUUUCAAGUUUCUUUUUACAGACUUAAGUUUCUAACUCAGGUUGUCAGAGUGGCCAUCUGAUUUUAGAUUUUGAUUUAUUUUCAUUUAAAAAAGUAAGCCUGCCACAAAAAAUCAUUUGACAAAAUUUAAACUAUACCAAUUUUUUUCAUGUUUGGUUAUGUUAAAGUAGCACAGUAAAUGCCUACAGUAGUGCUCUCAUUAGUAAAGCACAUGCAUAGGGAGACCAGAAGCAAAGUAUAACCAAAUGUGUUUCGCUUUUACUUCCUCUAGAAAGGAAUUUGCAGGCAACCAUGUUUAAUUGAAUUGUCUAAGGUGGUAGAUGAUCUAAGCAGCUAGGGAAAUAAUUGAAUUUUAUAGCAUUUUCAGAAUACAAAAAUAAGGUUAGCUAUACAAUCAUUCUAAUUCUUUCAAAUUUCAGGAUUCAGACUGCUCUUACUAUUUUGGUAUAUGCUAACCACAAAUGUGUAGUGGCGGAACAGCUUUUAGUAGUCCUGAACAGUAAACUGGAUGAUGGUGCACUAGAGAAACAUCCAUAAUUUGCAUUUGAGUUCUAAUAGUUUAUACAGAUGUAGUCCUUUAGGUCUUGUAUAUCUUAAUGCGUUUUUCCAGGCUCCUAAAUAUCCCCACAUUCACUGUAUCUUGGGGCAUAGUCCAUUUUACUCUUAGGAUUAUAUCAUGUCCUUAGAAGUGUCUAACAUCUUGUGGGGGUUAAUAUUAAUGUUUCUUUACUGAUUAUGAGACUUGUUCCCUCAAACUGGUUAGCAUUGUCUCGUUGUUAAAUAAAGGCAGAAUGAUUGUUUUGGCCUGCUCAAACUGAUACAAGUCCAUGAAACUGAUUGGCAUAUGUUAAAUAAUAAAUGAGAAUGUCUGAGGCAUAUGCUGCUUUGGAGGUAUAGUGAACGUGUGUACAGAAGCUUUCAGUCUUAACUAUAUAGUGUUAGUGUGAUGCUAUACUAUUGGAAAAAUAGCAACUUUUUUUCUAUUUUAUAAGUUGUACGCAUAAACAUAAGCUUUGUAAUGUUUGAUUUAUAAACUGCCUUCUUCAAUACAUGCUUACCUGUUAAUAGUGUUUUCUCCAAGUUUGAUAGUAUGUCUUCCAGAAGUUCAUAUAUGCUUACAGUAAAUAGUUCCUAGCUUGUUGAAAUGUUAAAUUUCUUGUUGGUUUCUUUUUUUAUUUUUUGGGCAUAUAGCAAGCUUGAAGGACAUUGUAAUCAUUUUGUACAGGGUGAAAAUUUAGAAAGAUUGUGUAUGAGAGCCUAUAUAGUUAUUUUAUCCAUUAUCAUCUUUGAUUAAGAUUUCUUUCAUGUUUUGUUUUUAAUAAAACAAAUGCUAUUUCCAGUUAAUGCAUUUGGCCCUACUGAAAUUUCUGGGACCAGAAAACUAUGAAGAAACAGUUCUGCAUAACUAAUUAAGUAUCAGCUUGGGAUUAUUGUGAAGUAUUAAUUGCUUAAAAACUAUUGUAUAUACAGUUGGCAAGGUCUCCAAGCUGAAAGUUUAUUUUGUCUGAAAGAAUUUGUAUGUGAAUGUUAAUGAAAAACAUAUAAGCAAAAUAAAAUUUAAGGUGGUCCAAAACAAAAGCCACAAACAAUUCCUCAUUUGGUGCUUAGUCUUCGUAAGGGCUCUCCAUGGUUUGACUUGGCCCAACUGCCUUUAAAUGAGAACAGAGUCACCUUAAAACAUGUUAAUUUGAUUCAUUUACAAGAGAGAUUAGUUCAAUAAUUUCAUUGCAAAUCUUAGUCUAAAGUAAAUUCUUCAGCUUCUGAUCAGCACUGAAUAAAUGUGAAUAGUGAAGUGGCUAUCCUGAACCUUGGUUUAUCUCAACCCAUAUCACCAUAGAUCUCAGAAGUAAAUACAGUUCUUAUCUAGUGGUAUUCUACUUGUAUCCAGAAUACUGUAUUAAUUAAAAGUUUACUAUGUUCA
Messenger RNA from Oryctolagus cuniculus (rabbit), 4242 nucleotides. RefSeq names its product CGG triplet repeat binding protein 1 (gene CGGBP1). The record is from RefSeq and is a predicted model, not a curated record. Gene Ontology annotation, molecular function: double-stranded DNA binding. Gene Ontology annotation, biological process: regulation of transcription by RNA polymerase II. Gene Ontology annotation, cellular component: nucleus. Lineage: Eukaryota; Metazoa; Chordata; Mammalia; Lagomorpha; Leporidae.